Hemisphaericaspora subhashii is the source of this 405-nucleotide messenger RNA. RefSeq lists its product as uncharacterized. The record is from RefSeq and is a predicted model, not a curated record. The transcript has a single exon. The coding region runs from base 1 to 405 and encodes 134 amino acids. NCBI's taxonomy places the organism in Eukaryota, Fungi, Ascomycota, Pichiomycetes, Serinales, Debaryomycetaceae.
AUGAAAUUAUCUAACCCAUUGUUCCUCCUUACUGCUUCCAGUGCUAUCGUUCUUGCUACUGAUUCUAGUGUUUCGCAUGCUCCCGAGCCGAUUACACCUUUGCUUUCCAAAGUUAAAGCAGGCGUAGCUUCUGACAUGUCCAAAAUGGAAUCCGAAGCAACCUCAGUUGCCUCUGCUGUAAAGUCAGAUAUAACUUCUGACGCGUCCAAAAUGGAAUCCAAAGCGACCUCAAUGGCUUCUGCUGCAAAGUCAGAUAUGUCAUCAGUAAAGUCUGAAGUAAAAUCCGCUACGUCUGCAAAAGCUGCCAGUUCUGAAUCUAAAGGUGAUGCCGCUGGUCUUGAAGGUGGACUUUUCGGCCCUGGAGCUGGUGGGUUUUUAGCAUUUGCUGCUAUUUUAAUGUUAUAA